AUUCCUGUCACAACUGAAACUCCUGGCACUCCUGGCACGCCUGGAACUUCUGGCACGUCUGGAACCCCUGCACCUGGAACACCAGGCACACGGACACCAGGCACACCUGGAACACCAGGCACACCUGGGACACCAGGCACGCCUGGAACACCAGGUACGCCUGGUACUCCUGGAACGUCUGGAACUGCUGGCACGCCUGGAACUCCUGGCACGCCUGGAACUCCUGGCAUGCCUGGAACUCCUGACACGCCUGGAACUUCUGACACGUCUGGAACUCCUGAAACAGCUAGUACUCCUGGCACUCCAUCUGAAACAGUUGGAACAUCUGGCACGCCUGGUACGACAGGAACACAUAAUCCAUCUGGCACUGCUGGAACGCCUGAAAGACCAGAUUCAUCAAGUACAAAUGAAACUUCUGAUUCUUCUCAAUCCAUUGGCACUACUGCACUUAAAUUAACAACCACUCCAACUCCUGGUAAUACCGGUACAGAUAGCAAUAAGGAUACACCAAACUCCUUAGCGACACAAAGCACGCAUGGAUUAAAUACCACUGCAACAGUAACUCGUACACCAAACACGCCUGGGGAAAUUGAAACAACAAGCACACAUAGUACACUAACAACGACUAUUCUAUCCGAUUUUUCAACAAGUGCACAUCAUACACCUGAAACUCCAGUCACUCCUGAAAUUACAAUAAAUACAGAAGCUUCAAGCACAUUUAAAACCACAGAAACUCAGGCUGGUCCAAAACUUCCAACAACUGAAGCUACAAUGAGCACAGAAACUCCUGGUAGUCCGGAAACUCCAGUCAUUAACAAAACUCCAGAAACUACAGCCACUGAAACUGCAGUGAGCACAAAAACUCCUAGUAGUCCAGAAUCUUCACCGACAACUGAAGCCACACAAUCUUCGAAUAUUCCAGUAUCUCCAAUUACUCCUGAAGUUACAGUAGGCACAGAAACUCCUGGUAGUCCGGAAUCUCUAGUCACUACUAAAACUCCAGAACCUACAGCCACUAAAGUCACAGUGAGCACAAAAUCUCCUAGUAGUCUUGAAUCUUCAUCCACAACU
This is a messenger RNA of Apis florea (little honeybee), 1071 nucleotides long. RefSeq lists its product as uncharacterized. Gene Ontology annotation, cellular component: extracellular region. Lineage: Eukaryota; Metazoa; Arthropoda; Insecta; Hymenoptera; Apidae. The record is from RefSeq and is a predicted model, not a curated record. Gene Ontology annotation, molecular function: chitin binding.